This is a messenger RNA of Pelmatolapia mariae (spotted tilapia), 1029 nucleotides long. Its product is annotated as transmembrane protein 47-like. The coding region runs from base 164 to 712 and encodes 182 amino acids. Gene Ontology annotation, biological process: cell-cell adhesion. The transcript has 3 exons. NCBI's taxonomy places the organism in Eukaryota, Metazoa, Chordata, Actinopteri, Cichliformes, Cichlidae. The record is from RefSeq and is a predicted model, not a curated record. Gene Ontology annotation, cellular component: cell-cell junction; membrane.
AGGCGCAGCGUCUGGCUGCAGUAACAACACUCUGCUGGGACUUGCCCGACCGACUUUCGCAUACGACCUCCAAACAGCGUGAGGGAGGGAUACAUCAAAAACAUUCAUAGGACACACACACCCUCCCCUUGUUUCGAGCCCUCUUCGCCUCUCCAGUUCCGCCAUGGCGUCUGCUGUACCCGAGACGGAGGGGUCAGCGCGCAGCUCUCCACUGACACCGCUGAAGCUUGUCGGGCUGGUGUGCGUCUUCCUGGCGCUUUGCUUGGACGUAGGAGCCGUGAUGAGCCCGGCUUGGGUGACUGCCGACGACCAGUACUACCUGUCCUUGUGGGAGUCCUGCUGGAAGCCAACGAGUAGCGAGAACUGGCAGUGCAGCAGCACGCUGGACUCAGACUGGCAGGUUGCUACGCUGGCCCUGUUGCUAGGGGGUGGAGCCCUGGUGCUGAUGUCAUUCUUGGUUGCUCUGGUUGCUGUGUGCAUUGGCACGAGACGGCAUUUCUACGCCCCUGUUGCCUUCAUGCUCUUUGCUGCAGUUGUACUCCAGGCCUGCAGUUUGGUCCUCUACCCUGUCAAGUUCAUCGAGAGUAUCAACUUGAGGAUCUACCAUGAAUUUAACUGGGGCUACGGCCUGGCCUGGGGAGGCACCAUCUUUUCCUUCGGUGGGGGAAUCCUCUACUGCCUCAAUCCCAAGAACUAUGAGGAAUACUACUAGUGCUACCUCAAGUCUGGAACCCUCUGGCCACAUCUUCAGAGUCUGAGAGGUACAUAGGGACUGAAUAACAUUUCUAAUGUUCUGGAAAGGGGGAGGAAGUGGGUGUCUAUUAAUAGCUCAAUUCCCAAGAACUUUAAAGGGAAACAUCGGACAGCCAAUAACUGUAUUAUCACAAGUUUUGCAUCCAGACAGUGAACCUGGUCGUCUGGAGCUUAAGUUUUUUUGCCUCAAUCAACACUAGUGUCAGUGCUGACUCUAAUGGAUAUUCAGACUGAUAAGCCUCAUGUUAAAUGGUGCAUCUUGGGACAGAUGAGGUA